Messenger RNA from Chelmon rostratus (copperband butterflyfish), 3477 nucleotides. It is a transcript of the gene pias2, whose product is annotated as protein inhibitor of activated STAT, 2. The coding region runs from base 24 to 1640 and encodes 538 amino acids. Gene Ontology annotation, biological process: regulation of transcription by RNA polymerase II; protein sumoylation. The record is from RefSeq and is a predicted model, not a curated record. NCBI's taxonomy places the organism in Eukaryota, Metazoa, Chordata, Actinopteri, Chaetodontiformes, Chaetodontidae. Gene Ontology annotation, molecular function: zinc ion binding; SUMO ligase activity; transcription coregulator activity. The transcript has 14 exons.
CCGGAACAACAAGAUGGCGGAGAAUGAGGAGUUUCGGGAUUCAGUCCUGUAAUGCAGACUUCAGCCUGUUGACUGGUGAAACAGCCGCGUGGUACUACACCAAAACCAGCAUGAAUCUCCAGCAGCCAGCCACUCUCAUCCCCCCCGUCCACCCUGAUGUGCAGAUGAAGCCACUGCCUUUCUAUGAUGUGCUGGACAUCCUAAUCAAGCCCUCAAGUCUGGGAGCAAGUACUGCACAGAGGUUCCAUCAAGAAAAAUAUUUUAUCUUUGCCUUGACACCACAGCAAGUUCGAGAAGUAUGCAUAUCCAGGGACUUUCUACCAGGUGGCAGAAGAGACUAUAUGGUUCAAAUUCAGCUGAGGUUUUGCUUGUCAGAGACAAGUUGCCCUCAAGAAGAUAAUUACCCAAACAGUCUUUGUAUAAAGGUCAAUGGGAAACUUUUUCCUUUGCCAGGUUAUGCACCACCGCCAAAAAACGGUGUGGAGCAGAAGAGACCAGGAAGACCUCUGAACAUUACCUCCCUUGUCCGUCUCUCCUCUGCUGUACCCAAUCAGAUUUCAGUGACAUGGGCACCUGAAAUUGGAAAAACCUAUUCUAUGUCUGUGUACUUGGUGAGGCAGCUGACAUCACCACUGCUCCUGCAGAGGCUGAGGAUGAAGGGCAUCAGAAACCCAGACCACUCCAGAGCACUAAUUAAAGAGAAACUGACAGCAGAUCCGGACAGUGAGAUUGCUACAACAAGUCUUCGAGUCUCACUUAUGUGCCCGCUGGGUAAGAUGCGACUGACAGUGCCGUGCCGGGCAAUGACCUGUUCUCACCUGCAGUGUUUCGAUGCUGCCCUCUAUCUACAGAUGAAUGAGAAGAAACCCACCUGGAUCUGUCCUGUGUGUGAUAAGAAGGCUGCAUACGAGAGUCUCAUUAUUGAUGGUUUAUUCUUGGAGAUCUUGAACGACUGUUCAGAUGUGGAUGAAAUCAAGUUCCAGGAGGAUGGAACAUGGUGUCCCAUGAGACCAAAGAAAGAAGCCGUCAAGGUCCCCUCGCAGUCAAUUCCAAAAAUUGAGACCUCAGCUCCUUUGCGCCAGUCUUCAGUGGUCCCCCAUUCUACUGAGCCCAGCUCCAACAAGAAGGCUGAUGUGAUUGAUCUGACUCUAGAAAGCUCCUCUGAUGAUGAUGAAGAGGCCACAGACCCGCCACUGAAGAAACGCUGUGUUUACAUUUCCAAGAAUGAGGACAUGCAUGCAAAGGGAGUGUUGACCUACCAGCCUACUGUGCGCGUGCCAAAUGUCCAGGCCCUGGACCCGUCAUAUCUGACCUCUACACUUGCUGACUAUGCAGUCCCCUUCCACCCAUCCACCCUGGCCACCAUCCCCACAGACAUGCAGAGUCUGGAUUUGUUUUCCUUAAUUCAAGCAGAUCCUCAGCAUUACCGGCCACAGAUGUUCCUGGACAACCUGACAACCAUGCAAAGUGCAGCUGCAGCCAGCACCAGCUCAGCCUUGGUAUCCUCCUCAAGCAGCCAUUAUGACACCAGCACCCACGCUGCCAGCUCCAUCCAUGAGACCCGGGUCAUCACAGGAGGAGGGGGGGUUGCUGGAGGAGGGACUGACAGUGCCAUAUCAGAUAUCAUUUCACUAGACUGAGCCACAUCUCACUGGACCUUUUCAGGCCUGUUUUCUGUGGCCUUUUUAGUCCACAUUACAUGUACAUGGCAUGUUGAGUUUUACACAGAAGCACCCAAAAUGGUACACACGAGCACUUUGGCCUGAAUAUUUCCACAAUGUUAAAAGCUGUGUUCAGGCAUGCUUCGUUUUCCCUUGCAUUUUUCAAUUGCAAAUGGGUUUGUCAUCUCAUCUGCUGUGAUUGGAAAUUGUUUGAUGGCCAAGGACAGCGUUGUGUGUCUGUGCCAUUUCUCUAGAAGUUCCCUUGACUUUGGCAUUUGGGAAAUAUUCUCCUUUGAUUUAGCCUUGGUUUAGCCCAAUAUUCCCUGGUGUUUUGGUCCUGGUUUAGUCCAAUAUUCCUUGGUGUUUUGGUCCUGGUUUAGUCCAAUAUUCCCUGGUGGCCCUAUUUUGUUCUGCCACCUUCUAAAGAAAAUAUCUGUUUUUCUCUGGCUUGCUAGAUGUUUCACUCUUUUCACCAAACAGCAAGCCUGUUCUGGCUUGGUUGACCUGAAUUAUGUGCCUAAUUAGCAUUGGACAAAGUCAGGAUGAAUGGUAGAAGAGCUGGGAAUCACUGCUAUCAGCCAGACAUUUCAUACAACAUCCAUGCAAGUGAAUGAAUGGUUGAAGGUAGGAAGCCCCUAGGUGUAAAAGUCUUGUGGACUGAUGACUGUAGUGGUGUCUGACCUCCUCACACACCAUGGACAUGGCUGUUUUUACUGUAUCUGUACUGGCUUUUUAAAGCCCUGUUUUGCCUUUUGAUUCACAGUAAUGGAAACAUGGAAGGCAGCUCAGUAAUAUAAAGGGUUUCAUUAGUUCUAACAGCUAUCAAUAAUUUCAUGAGGUUUGUUACAGGGCAGCUUUCAUGUCAUACCAACAUAAAAUGUUCUUUUAUAAUUUAGAGCAAUAAUAAUUUAACUUGUGUUAGGUUUAAUAAAGUUGUAAAUGUCGUUCAGAUAGUAAAAGAUUCCAGCUGGUCUGUACAACUCUGCUACUCUGCCUCCUAUAUGGAACCUCUUUCGUUGUGUAUCGUGAAUUUGUUGUUUGAUAUAAUUUACAUGAUUUGGUUUUGUUUGAGAAAAACACAGUCCAAAAUGUUGGCUGAAAUGCUCAUUUUCUUGCUUUCAGCAACUGAGAUGUUCAGAUGGGUAUCAGUCUCAUGUACCUGUGUUAAGCACAGAUCUGGAGUCAGGACCUAGUUAAACUAGCUUUGCAUAAAGCCUGGAAUCAAGGGGAAAAAGCAAGCCUGGCUCUGUCCAAAGCUUCAUAAAUCUAUUGACACCUAUAACAUUUUGUACCCUCAUUUGUUUGCUCCUAACACGAACAGAUGUGUAAGAAACACAGUUUGUGGUUGUGGAAGGAAAUGCGUGCUGGCAUUUAAACAUUUAAAUAUCCAUUGUGUAAUUCUUCUAAACUCUGACCUCUCUGCUAUUUUUGAUUUUUUUUUGUGUGUUGAUGAUGCUCUGUGUUGGUAUAGGAUAGAUGGACAUGACAUCCAGUGUCAUGUCUCAGUGUUAACACCUACACAAAUGGCCACUUUCUUACAGUUGACAGCACGCAGUAACAUAAAGAACAGGGCAGCUGGUAUAUCAAACCCACAUUAUCUGGAUUGCUUGCCAUGUAUGUGGACUCCCAGCCACCAGGAGCUCAAUCUCAGGGACCUACACUCUACUUUUAUGGGCUUAAUGUAGUGAGCAAAUUAAACUAGUGACACAUACACUCUCAGCAUAUGUAACUGAAAUACAGAUGGUGAUGUAAAAGUUAGGCUAGUGUAUAACAUUUGUAGAUAAAAAAAAAAAAUCAAACAUGUUAUUAACAGUUU